CUCUGAGAAGGUGUAAAAUCUGUGAUUGGACAAAAAAACACAACUUGCAAUGGAAAAGGAUAAAAAGGAAGAAGGGUACAAGUAGCAGAGUAAUUCAGUGGCAUCCAAAUAUAACAAAAGGAAGGUAUAGACAAGAGAAGCACUAAAAACUUGUCCAAUAGCUUGGUACUAAAGAUUCUAAGUAACAUCAGCAGCAACAGCAGUGGUGCAGUGGUGGUUGUGCAGCAUUGCAUCAGAAUGUUAGUAGCAGUCUUUCAUUGUUUCCAUUUGUUGUUCUUCCAAUAGCUUGGCCUACAAAGGAGGGCCCAAGAAGAGUCCCUAGACCCUACAUGGUUCAUCAGUAGCACAAAAUGAAUGAAUCUUCACGUGUCACAUGGACCAACAAAUGCCCCACCACUGUCAUAUCUCCCUCUUGAAUGUAUUAAUACAACCCCGCAAGUCCUUCUCAUUCAAUUUAAUAACACCGAUACUCGAUGUUUACACUCCGACAGUAAUGGAUUCACCACCACCAACAUCACCACCACCCCAACAUAGUGAGGUAGAUAGAAGCAUCAGCCUUGCAGACCCAAAAACAAAAGCAAGGACCUUUUUUUCUCUCUCUCUCUCUCUUUUUAUUUCACUUCCAUAAAUGGGAAAAAAAAUAGAGCAUACUUAAAUUGGUUAAUGAUCAUAAAAUUUGAAACAUGUCUGUCCUUAAUGGAAAGAUGAGGUUGUGGUUGGAACUGUUUGGAAAAGUGGCAAGAUUUGUGAGAUCUCUCUUUGUUGUCACUUUUCCUCUUCAAGUUGGGUUAACUAUGAUGGCUUCGGUUUCUCUUUUGAACAAACUAGCUCAAAAGGAAUCCUCCCAAGUAAACCAGUCUUCAUACGGAUUCUCAUAACGCAAAGGUUGACUCAGCCACCUACAAACUUCUAUAAAUUCUGCCUCAACCCUCUCCUCUUUCUUCACUUCAUCACUUCCCCCCUUUGUUGUCAAGCUAAGCUUCUCCACCCUUUAACCACCACCAUGUCUUGGUGCAGAAAAAUGAGAUAUCAACCAUUUAGCCUCCUCACAGAAUACAACAUUCUGUUCAUAAGAUGCCUCAUGGUUUUGUUCCUCAGUUGCUUAACCAUUAGGCUUAAUUUCUGUAGUUCCAGCAUACCCUCUUCACUCAAAGCACUUCCCUUGAUGGGACACUUCAGUUUUGAAGAAGCUGACCUUAAACAUGUGGCCAGGGACUUUGGUAACAGGUACCAGUCUCACCCCAUGGCAGUGCUGCAUCCAAAAUCAGUUUCUGACAUUGCAGACACCAUAAAGCAUAUCUGGAACUUGGGGCCUGGUUCUCACCUCACUGUUGCAGCCAGAGGCCAUGGCCACUCACUCCAGGGCCAGGCACAGUCUCAUGGAGGAGUUGUGAUCAACAUGGAGUCACUCACUGUCCCAGAAAUGCAGGUGUAUGCAGGAGAAUCUCCUUAUGUGGAUGUCUCAGGAGGAGAACUUUGGAUAAACAUCUUGCAUGAGACACUAAGGUAUGGAUUAACACCAAGAUCAUGGACAGACUACUUACAUCUCACUGUUGGUGGCACUUUAUCCAACGCUGGUGUAAGUGGCCAGGCAUUUAGGCAUGGUCCCCAGAUAAGUAAUGUUCAGAAGCUGGAGAUUGUUACAGGAACAGGAGAGGUGGUAAACUGUUCUGAGGAGCAGAAUGGUGACCUCUUUCACAGUGUACUUGGAGGGCUAGGUCAGUUUGGCAUUAUAACAAGAGCAAGAAUAUUCCUGGAACCUGCACCUACCAUGGUAAAAUGGAUCAGGGUGCUGUAUGCAGAUUUCACAGCAUUCACUAGAGACCAAGAGAAACUGAUAUUUGCAGAGAAAGCUUUUGAUUAUGUUGAAGGAUUUGUGAUAAUAAACAGAACCGGUCUGCUGAAUAACUGGAGAUCAUCCUUCAACCCACAAGACCCAGUUCAAGCUAGCAAGUUCAAGUCAGAUGGAAGAACUCUCUUCUGCCUUGAAUUGGCCAAAUACUACAAUCUGGAAGAAACCCUUGUGGUGAAUCAGGAGGUUGAGAAACAUUUGUCCCACUUGAACCAUAUCCCAUCAACACUUUUCCAAACAGAAGUCACAUAUGUAGAUUUUCUAGACAGGGUGCAUAUCUCAGAGGUCAAGUUGCGUUCAAAAGGCUUGUGGGAUGUUCCCCACCCAUGGCUCAAUCUUUUUAUACCCAAAACCAAAAUACACCAUUUUGCAGAGGUUGUCUUUGGGAACAUCGUAACAGAAACUAGCAACGGCCCUGUCCUUAUCUACCCAGUAAAUAAAUCAAAAUGGGACAACAGAACUUCUGUUGUUAUACCAGAUGAAGAUAUUUUCUACUUGGUGGCAUUUCUUGCUUCUGCAGUGCCCUCUUCCAAUGGUUCUGAUGGGCUUGAACACAUUUUGAGUCAGAACAAAAAAAUUUUAGAGUAUUGUGAAAGGGCUCAUCUUGGAGUAAAACAAUAUUUGCCACACUACACUACACAGGAAGCAUGGAGGGUGCACUUUGGUUCUCAGUGGCAGAUUUUCCAGCAAAGAAAAUCAGUUUAUGACCCUUUGGCUAUACUUGCCCCAGGCCAACAAAUUUUUCAAAAAUCAAUAGCCUUCUCAUGACGUAGCCACGUUUUUAAUAACGUGAAAAAGAAAAUGAAAAUAGCAUACAUAUGUGAAUAUAUUUAUACAGAUUUAAAUAAGUUUUUGAUAUCU
Messenger RNA from Vigna unguiculata (cowpea), 2713 nucleotides. Its product is annotated as cytokinin dehydrogenase 6-like. Gene Ontology annotation, biological process: cytokinin metabolic process. Gene Ontology annotation, molecular function: cytokinin dehydrogenase activity; FAD binding. Lineage: Eukaryota; Viridiplantae; Streptophyta; Magnoliopsida; Fabales; Fabaceae. The record is from RefSeq and is a predicted model, not a curated record.